Molecule: messenger RNA, 1095 nt
Organism: Arabidopsis arenosa
Lineage: Eukaryota; Viridiplantae; Streptophyta; Magnoliopsida; Brassicales; Brassicaceae
Source: the annotation of a GenBank genome assembly
CUUUCUGCGCAUGUUAGCAAGAUAUGGUUCCAGAGUAAACUAAAGAAGACUAACACAAAACUCUCUCUCUCCUUCAAUUCCUCUCUCUCUCGCUGACUAUGGCCGAGUUACAGUUAGUAGAAGGUCACCAGAUUAACGGCGGUUUUAUCCCGCCGGCGAUAAUAAACUCAAUCGAAGCACCGGAAACAUCCGCCGCAGCCGGCGUUUCAGUCGGAUCGAAACGAUUGAGAAGACCUAGCGUUAGGUUAGGUGACAUCGGCGGUGACCAGUAUCACCAACACGUGGUUGCGGCGUACGAUUCUCCGCAAGUGCGACGCCCGAAAUGGAGACCUAGUGGUGGUGGUGGUGGUGGUAACAGGAAGGAGCCGAAUAAUCAGAGUGGGAAGACGACGUCGUCGUCGAGGACAAGAACUAUGACGAAUUUGAGCUCCGGUGGGUAUGAGAAUACUGGAACCCUAGAUGAAGAUCCGAUUUCGGUUGGGAGUUGGCGGGUUAAGAAAUGGGUCAAAUCAUCCGGUGGAGAGACGGCAGCUACGAAUACAGUAUCGGCGAAGCGGGUUCGGUCGAAUUGGGCGAGUAGAAACGAUGGAGAUGAGAAAUUCAGUGGAGGAGAAGAGGGAGAAGAAGAAGAAGAAGAGGAAGAUGAAUUAGGAGAAGAAGGGUUUAGGGAUUUCAGCAGAGAAGAUUCGGAGAGUCCGAUGAAAGAACGAAGACGUUACGAGAAUAGAGAGGUUGAAUUGUUAGGAGAUUGGCAGAGUGGAGGAAGAGGAAAAGAAGGAGUGAAGAUAUGGUUACAAGAGUUAGGGUUAGGAAGAUAUUGGCCAAUGUUUGAGAUGCAUGAAGUUGAUGAACAAGUGUUACCAUUGUUGACAUUGGAGGAUCUUAAAGAUAUGGGAAUUAAUGCUGUUGGGUCUAGGAGGAAGAUGUAUUGUGCAAUUCAGAAGCUUGGGAGGGAGUUCUCGUGAGAAGGGUGGAAGAGUUUUGUUUUUUGUGACAGCCAUUGGCAAUGUAAGCUGCAAUGUCUGAAAGCUUAAUUCUCUCUUUUGAUGUUUUUUGUUUGAAUGUAACAUUUUAGUCAUAGUAGUGUUAGUUUGU